Molecule: messenger RNA, 2330 nt
Organism: Rotaria sordida
Lineage: Eukaryota; Metazoa; Rotifera; Eurotatoria; Philodinida; Philodinidae
Source: the annotation of a GenBank genome assembly
AUGAUUGAUUGGUUAACUAUUUCAAUUGCUUUAGUAAUUAUUACCACAUUAAUUGGUAUAUUUGGUAUUGUUGCAUGGAAAAUUACUAUGCCAGAUCCAUUAAUGUCAAUAAAUUCAACUGGAAAAAAAGAUGAUACAAAUUCAUUAUUUGAUGCAACAAAUGAGAAGAAAAAAAAAGAUAAAUCAAAUUAUGAACAAACAAAAAAAAAACGUAAAGAACAAAAAAAAUUAAAACGUGAUAAUAAAGAAGAAGAAGAUCAUCAACGACAUAAAGUUAAAUUUCAAGAACCAUUUGUACGAGAAAGUGAAGAAAGUGAUAAUGAAAGAGAAGAAAGUGAACAAGAAUCAGCAACACCACCACCACCACCAACUAUUGAAACAUCAUCAAAAGCUCGUAAACGUAAUAAAAAUAAGACAUCAACUCAUGUCGAAGGUAUUCUUAUUAAUAAAGGUGAAAAAAGUCCAGUUACAAAUCAAGCUGCACCAAUACCUCAUCCAUUAUUAGCAACUACAAUACCAAAAGAUGAAGUUGAAUUAGCUAAACAACAUUUGAAAACUCAUACAAAAUCAUCAAAUAAACAAACAAUACCUUCUCCUCCUGUACCAGUUAAAAAACCAACAUCAUCAUCAACAAAUGUUAAUCAAGGAGUUCAAAAACAACAACAACAACAGGAACAACCAUUUACUACUGUUGUUAAUAGUCGACAUAAAACUGUAACACCACCAUCACAACAACAACAACAACAACAACAACAACAACAGCAACAACAACAAAAUAAAUCGGUUAAUACAGCAUCAACAACUGUAUCUGCUCCUUCAACUCAACAACCAGCACCGGUUCAAGCUCAACAUGAACAAUUAGUUCAACGUCAACCAGCACCAGUUCAAACUCAACAUGAGCAAUUAGCUCAACGUCAACCAACUCGUCAACAACACCAACAACAAGAAACACCAACUCGUCAACAACAACAACACCAACAACAAGAAACACCAACUCAAAUCAAUGGUUUAAAUACAAAUCUAUCGUCUAUAAAACAACCAACUGUUGCUCCACCGAUGAAACUUGCUGAUCUUGUUAAAACUCUUCCAACAUCACAAACUGUUGUUACUGAACUUAUGUUAGCACUUGAUGCAGUUCCAUUAUCAACUGAUGAACUUGAUAUAAUUAUGCAUAAAAUUGCUAAUAAACAAUCAGUUAUCAAUAAAGAUUGGUCAAAAUUACAACAUGGUCAGAAAGUUGAUCCACAAGCACAUAUUGGUCAAAUUUUAGAUGAAUCAGCACGAGCAUAUGAAGAAGAUAUGAAAAAUAAUGCUAUGAAACGUAUACAAGAAUUAACUGAUGAACGUAAUAAUGAUAAACGUCGAAUAAAUGAUUUAUUAAACGAAAAAAAUGAAAAAGAUAUGGAUAUACAAGUACUUCAUGCUCAAUUGAAUGCAUUUCAACAUCCACAACAACAAAUUCAUACAUUUCAAGCUGAAUUUAAAAGACUUACAGAUGAAAAUACACAAUUAAAACAACGAUUGACUCAACAACAACAACAUUUUCAACAACAACAAUUUUCACCAUUAAAUAUAAUGAAUAAUGGUAGUGACUCAACAAAUGUUCAACUACGUGUAUUAAGUGAACAAACAAAAAAAUUAUCAGUUGAUAAUGCUAAUUUAGAAAAACAACUUAAUACUAAAGAAUUAUUAAUUCAAGAAGGACAGAAAGAAAAAGAUGAUUUACUUCGUUCAAAUCAACAAUUAGCACAAAAAGCUCAAGAAGCUCAAAAACAAUUUCAACUAAAUGAAGAAAAAUUAAUUAAAGAAUUAAAUGAAAAUCGAACAUUACAUAUGAAUCAAUUAAAUGAACAUAAAUGUCGUAUUGAACAAUUAGAUAUCGAUAAUGAAAAUUUACGACAAGAAAAAAUUCAAUUUGAAUCAAUAAAAUCAUUAACAUUAAAUAAUGAAGAACGUGAACAAUCUCAACGAGAAAUAAAUCAAUUAAAACAACAAUUAAUUGAAGAAAAUGAACAAUAUAAAAAGAAAUUACAUGAAAUUCAAACACAAUCUCAAUCUCGUGAAAAUGAAUUACGACAAGAAAAUGAACAACUUAGAAAGAAUAUCGAACAAAUUCAACAAGAUGAAACUCGAAAUACUGAACUAGCAGUUAAAACUGUACAAAUCGAUCAAUUACGAGCAGAACUUGAAGAAGCAAAAACUAAAAAUACACAAAUCGAUGGAUUACGAGCAGACCUUGAAGAAGCAAAAACAAAAAAUACACAAAUCGAUGGAUUACAGGCAGAACUUGAAGAAGCAAGAGCUAAAAAUGGGCAAAUCGAUGGAUUACG